AUCACCGAACCUGCGCGGGGGGUUGGGGGGGAUGUGCCCUGGCCCCUGGGUGUUUCUGGGCGGUUGGAGUUCUGCAUGGCCCGGAGCCCUCCGGCACUCUUGCUCCUGUUUCUGAUCCUCCUGGUGUCGAAGACCCCUGCCCAGGUCUACCCCGACUAUCAUUACUUCGGGCAGCAGGGCGAAGGUGACACCUGGGAGCUGCUGCGGCUGCAACAUCAAAAGGGUAAUGGCAGGCGGCGGGGCUGCCCGUGGCUACACUAACUGCAAACACACCUUGCUCCACGCAUUCCCAAUCUCGGUCCCUGGGACGCGUGACUGCUUCGAGGCCCAGUUUUCUGCUCUGUAAAUGUCAGCAAACUCUCUGUGUGAGCAACAGCCGGCGGCAGGGGACGUGCCUCCCCAGGCAGAGCCCUUGAGGUCCCAGGGCGGAGUUUGCAAAGCGACCCUACCCACCCUGUACAGCGAACUACCUCCUCGGCGGAACCCUCCUGAACUACAAUUCCCACAAGGCCACAGGGCAACGUUCACAGUUCCUGUUUCGCAAGGCCUGCGGGGACGUCGGGGCGUGUCCUGUGUAUCAAUUGGUGUUGGCGGCGUCAGCAUGGACCUCAGCGAGCUAGAGAAGGACAAUACUGGCCGCUGUCGCCUCAGCUCACCUGUGCCUGCCGUGUGUCGCGAAGAGCCCUGUGUUCUGGGCGUGGACGAAGCUGGCCGGGGACCCGUGCUGGGCCCAAUGGUCUACGCCAUCUGUUAUUGUCCCCAGUCCCGCCUGACAGAUCUGGAGGCCCUGAAAGUAGCAGACUCAAAGACCCUGUCGGAGAACGAGCGGGACAGGCUGUUUUUGAAAAUGGAGGAGGACCGGGACUUUGUGGGCUGGGCCCUGGACGUGCUGUCUCCAAACCUCAUCUCCACCAGCAUGCUUGGGCGGGUCAAAUACAAUCUGAACUCCCUCUCCCACGACACAGCCUCAGGGCUGAUCCAGUAUGCAUUGGACCAGGGUGUGAAUGUCACCCAGGUAUUUGUGGACACCGUGGGGCUGGCAGAGACAUACCAGGAGCGGCUGCAGAAGCGAUUCCCUGACAUUACAGUGACUGUCAAAGCCAAAGCGGAUGCCCUGUAUCCUGUGGUCAGCGCUGCCAGCAUCUGUGCCAAGGUGGCUCGAGACCAGGCUGUGAAGAGCUGGCAGUUCGUGGAGAAAGUGCAGGACCUGGAUGCUGACUAUGGCUCUGGCUACCCCAACGACCCCAAGACGAAAGCCUGGCUGAGGAAGCACGUAGAGCCCGUGUUUGGCUUCCCACAGCUUGUCCGGUUCAGCUGGCGUACAGCCCAGGCCAUCCUGGAGAAGGAGGCGGAAGGUGUUACAUGGGAGGACUCAGCAGCCGAGGAGCAGGAGGGAUCCAGGAAGAUCACAUCCUACUUCCAAAGCGAAGGCCCCCAGGCACGCCCCCCACACCGGUACUUCCAGGAACGUGGCCUGGAGUCAGCCACUGCCCUCUAGGAGCCAGCCAGCUGCCCUGUGCUGGCCUCCCUGCCUCCAGGAUUAAAGUUGU
Octodon degus (degu) is the source of this 1550-nucleotide messenger RNA. It is a transcript of the gene Rnaseh2a, whose product is annotated as ribonuclease H2 subunit A. Lineage: Eukaryota; Metazoa; Chordata; Mammalia; Rodentia; Octodontidae. Gene Ontology annotation, biological process: mismatch repair; DNA replication, removal of RNA primer. The coding region runs from base 347 to 1498 and encodes 383 amino acids. Gene Ontology annotation, molecular function: RNA binding; RNA-DNA hybrid ribonuclease activity. The record is from RefSeq and is a predicted model, not a curated record. Gene Ontology annotation, cellular component: ribonuclease H2 complex. The transcript has 10 exons.